Messenger RNA from Penicillium taxi, 3471 nucleotides. Its product is annotated as tRNA (34-2'-O)-methyltransferase regulator RTT10. Gene Ontology annotation, biological process: tRNA methylation. NCBI's taxonomy places the organism in Eukaryota, Fungi, Ascomycota, Eurotiomycetes, Eurotiales, Aspergillaceae. The record is from RefSeq and is a predicted model, not a curated record. The coding region runs from base 1 to 3471 and encodes 1156 amino acids. Gene Ontology annotation, cellular component: cytoplasm. The transcript is spliced from 2 exons. Gene Ontology annotation, molecular function: protein binding.
AUGUUCACUAACUCAAACCCUCAGCGUGUCGAUGCUGUUCUACCCAUAACAGCACUUCGGACCUUUGACUGGAAUAAGCACCAUUUUGUGUUCCAAGGCCAGGGUCCUUAUUUUCGCGUCAUUGAUGAUCGGACAGGGAAUAUUUCCGCUCAAGUCCAGGUUUUUCGACGAAACAAUGUGCAUGGCUUUAUCAUUCUCCCAGGAAGUGAAGCAGGCCAUGUAAAAGUCAUUGUUUGGGGUGGACAUUCUUUGCGAGUAGUAGAGCUUCACCUGAUAUCUGAAAAUGAUACGUUUCUACUCCUAUCCAGUGCCGAGUUCCUCGCCCCAGACUGGAUUAAGAACGGAUGUUGUGCUACCGAAGAUCGGCCUGACACGACAUACUUUGUUACUGCAAAUAAUGCACUACUCAGUGUGAAGCUUGUCAAAAGCAUAUCUCAUAAUCGCUUGGACAUUAAAGUCUACCAACUGACAACAAGUGUCAAGUCUAUCUUGUUCUCGGCAGACCUGGUUGCGCUUUCUGCCUCUCAUGUGCUCGUUGCCUCCGGAACGGUAUUUGGGGAAAUCAUCGUCUGGUCUUGCUUCAUCGAUGAUAGUCAAACAUCUAAGGUUGAAGCUGUCGGAUCUAUUCAUCAUUUCUUCACCGGCCACGACGGAUCCAUCUACGGCGUACGCAUCUCACCAAAGAUCUCAUCUCUAAAGGGGGGUCAGUCUGGCAGGCUAUUGGCAAGUUGUAGUGACGAUAGAACUGUCAGAAUUUGGGACAUAUCCGACUGUGAGUAUAAAAUGGCCAAGGACCAGUCUCCAUAUUCAACAGAUGGCUUCGAGCUUCACAGCACUGGGUUUGGCGCCGGGUUUGGCGCCGGCACGGCCGAGGACUCGGGACUUAGAUCAGAGUCAUGUCUCGCAAAGGCCUUCGGACAUUCUGCUCGGAUCUGGGAUGUACAUUUUCGACCGGUUAAAAAUGACUCGUGCACGAUGGGCCUGGUCACUCGUGGCGAAGAUUGUAAUUGCGUGCUGUGGGAUCUGAAGUGGGAGCCAUCCAACCCGACAAAAUACCAGCUGCACAACAUUUCCACUUUUAACCGUCAUUCUGGAAAGCAUAUUUGGUCUUUGGCUCUGCGUAGCGGUGACCAGGAAACAACUGUUUAUACUGGAGGCGCUGAUGGAGCAUUGAGAAGUUUCAAGAUCAACGAAGCUGAGUGCUCAUCAUCACCUCAGAGUACCACGCUCAAUAAAAAGCACGUGAGAUUUAAAGGAACAAAAGAUUUUGCUUUCUUUGCCCCGGGCUACCUCAUUGCCGGCUCUGCUCAGGGCGAGUUGACGAUUGGGAAAGUGAUUCCAGAAACUGAGAGUAGUGUCACAUGGGAAACACUGUGCAUCGAAGAUGACCUCCGCUCUUACAUCUUAAUCACUGGAAUUCCUCAAAAGAGACUGGCGUUGAUAGGUAAUUCCAAAGGCCAGAUUCGAUUGUACAACCAAAGCACGAAAUCGGUCUCCGAUCUGGUCGACCUCGGUGCACGUGCCAUCGGUCUGUUUGCCCUAGAAAGCAAUCCAGCUCACCCCGACCAAAUUAUAUUUCUCGCAUCCUACCCGAAAGACGAUAUGGCGGCAUUGGUGGUUGUGUCAAGCUGGGAGAGCAGCUGUUCGAAGGUUGAGAUCUUCAACUUUAAUCUUCCACAGGCACCAUGUGGUAUAUCUUGUGCAUCAUUAGUCUGCAACGGCGAAUAUUUGAUCAUUGGAUCGCAAACGGGUGGCCUAGCUGUGUACCGAGUCACAGGUCUCGGGCUCUCUUCCCAGCCUCUCAUGGUGGACCGACGUCUACACGGCUCGAAGAGCGUCAAUCAUAUUCUAGCUGUACCGAGAGGUGCGGAGGAAAUUGAUAGCAACUCAGAAUACGUUUUGACAUGCGGACGUGAUGGGAACUUUUGUGUUCAUGAGUUGAAAGCAUGCGAUCGAGACAAAUCUAUCUCGUUCAAAACAAUACAUCGAACCACUUCUAGCCUGGGUGGAAAUAUUGAAGGGGGCUAUUUUGACGAGGUGACGGGUGACCUGAUGCUGUACGGAUUCAGAUCUCAGGAUUUUGUCCUCCGAAACGAGUCCAAGCAAACUGAUAUAACCACCGUUCCCUCGGGAGGCUUCCGCAGGCUCUGGGCCUUUCAGCCUAACACGAAAAACAGCAAGGAUGCUCUAUUUGUGUGGAAUGAAGUAACUCAUGUAAAGUCUCUUUGCAUUCGAACAGACCUUGGUCGCACUCUUCGUGCUGGAGGUCAUGGCCGAGAAAUUAAAACAAUGGAUUGCCUGAACAGUUCUCAGGCAAUGCAGAGGCUUUUUGUCACGGGAGCGGAAGAUAAUACCGUUCGAAUAUUUGCAUCAUCAAGCCAAGCGAGCAUAGGACCGUGGGGCUCUUUUGAGUCCCAGCGGGUUUUGGACACGCACAGAUCCGGAAUUCAGCAAGUCAAAUGGUCGCAAGAUGGCGAUUUCUUGUUUACAAGUGCUGCAUAUGAGGAGUUCUUUGUCUGGGGAGUGCGCUCGAUUCCUUCUUUCGGCCUUGCAACUGUGUUGGUAGCUGCUAGUCCGAAGGACGACUCAACCUCUGAACUUAGGACGACAAGCUUUGAUAUUCUGGAAGUGGAGGAUAUUGGUACUGCGAGAGGGUUUCUGAUUUGUCUGACCUUCUCUAAUUCCACAAUCAAGAUAUUCCAUUUCUCGCCAGCUGAUGGCAACCGAUUCACCCUCCUGGCCAGAGGAGCUUACAUGACCAACUGUCUGACACAAGCACACUUUCUUAUGAAAGGCUCCUCUUUACAUCUUAUUACUGCAGCUACGGAUGGCUACUUUACUCUUUGGGACCUGACCAACGCCCUUGAACCAUUUUACGCGAUUACCCCCUCUGCACUAAAGCUCAAACAGCCAUUUGGGAGCUCCCAGACUUCCCCGCAGAUAAUCAACUGCGAAAGCAGGUAUCAAAUCCAUUCGAACAGCAUCAAAGCUUUGGAGUUGGUCCCUCUAUCCGAAACAGCCACUGUGAUUCUGGCUGGCGGAGAUGACAAUUCUUGCUCGGUAUCUCUUUUGGAGACACAAACAGGUACAAUUGCAUCUGUAUCCACCGUUUCAAUCCCAGACGCACACGCAGCCUCAGUCACAACACUCAAAGUCCUCGAUCAGAGACUAAUCAGGUCACCGGGGACUGAAACUGAAAUCACGAAACUCAAAGUGGCUUCCUCGGGUAAUGACCAUCGUGUCAAAAUUUGGUCGAUCACCGUGGACCCCUCAAAACCUGACAUAUAUGGAAUUACUGUGACAUUGCUGUUGGACAUGUAUAGCGCGGUGGCUGAUAUAUCAUCCUUGGACUCAAUCCAGGUGCUCGCUCAAGACAAACCCGAGUCCAAUGAAUUGCCGAUUAAGUUGCUCGUUUGCGGUGUUGGAAUGGAGAUAUUUCAAUUACGCUUCAAUAACUUGCCUGAAUUAUGA